Cicer arietinum (chickpea) is the source of this 1336-nucleotide messenger RNA. RefSeq names its product deacetoxyvindoline 4-hydroxylase-like. Lineage: Eukaryota; Viridiplantae; Streptophyta; Magnoliopsida; Fabales; Fabaceae. The record is from RefSeq and is a predicted model, not a curated record.
CUAUUUUAUGACCUUAUGUGUGGAAAAACAAAGUCAUCUUCCUUGCUUUCAAAUUUUAUACCCUGCUUGAUUGAUAUGGAGAUCAAAUCCGGAAAUUUGUUGCAUGAAAACAUUGAUUCUACAUAUGAUAAAUUAGCUGAACUGAAAGCUUUUGAUGAAACAAAAGCUGGUGUAUUGGGUCUUGUACGACGUGGUGUGACAAAGAUUCCACGCAUGUUCUAUUCUGAAGAAUUAAACAUUACUGAAAACUCUAAUGGUAACACAAAGUUAAGUGUUCCCGUUAUUGACCUCAAAAACAGAAACAACGAUCCUGCUCUUCGUGUGGAAAUUCUUAACCAAAUUCGAACUGCAUGUAAGGAGUGGGGAUUUUUCCAAGUGAUUAAUCAUGGAAUUCCUGUUUCUGUCUUGGAUGAAAUGAUUGAUGGAACUCUUAAGUUUCAUGAACAAGAUGAGGAUUUGAAAAAACCAUAUUACUCACGUGAUUUAAUAAAGAAAGGAGUUACAUAUUUCUCUAAUAUGUCUCUUUUUAGCGGAAAUCCAGCUGAUUGGAGAGAUACACUUGAUAUUGUUGUUGGUCCUGAAUCACUCAAAUCAGAGAAAGUACCAGAAAUAUGCAGAGAUAUUGUGGUUGAAUUUUUACACAAUAUAAGACAAUUGGGUUCCUUUAUGGCUGAGUUGUUGUCUGAGGCACUAGGACUUAAUCCUUCUUACCUCAAUGAUUUGAAUCCUAGUGAUAGAAGAAUAUUUAUAAUGGGUCAUUGCUAUCCACCAUGCCCUGAACCUGAAUUAACUGUGGGAGCUACCACACAUACUGAUGCUAAUUUCUUCACAUUGCUUCUACAAGAUCAACUUGGUGGCCUUCAAGUUCUUCAUGAGGGUAAAUGGGUCAAUGUUCCUGCUCUACAUGGAGCUCUUGUUGUAAACAUAGGUGAUCUUCUACAGCUUGUCUCAAAUGACAAAUUUGUAAGUGUUUAUCAUAGAGUCUUAUCCCAAAAGGUAGGCCCAAGAAUUUCUGUAGCAAGUUCCUUUUUGAAUGUUCAUGACCCAAAUGAAAGUGAUUUAAAGAUUUAUGGUCCUAUUAAGGAACUCACUUCAGCAGAAAAUCCACCAAUCUACAAAGACAUUACAAUAAAAGAUUUCUAUGGUCAUUAUUUUGCAAAAGGACUUGAUGGACACUCUUCCUUGGAGCCUUUUAAGUUGUGAAUUCAACAUGUUCAUGUUCUGUUGGAUUUCACUGAGCUACCAUACUCUACCUAAAUAAAAACUUGUGUGUUUUCAUAAUGUCAUAAGUUUCUGAAACUGAAAUAAAUGAAGUAUUAUAUAUGUUUGUGUAACA